Messenger RNA from Archocentrus centrarchus (flier cichlid), 2394 nucleotides. It is a transcript of the gene nme4, whose product is annotated as NME/NM23 nucleoside diphosphate kinase 4. Bases 106 to 711 code for a protein of 201 amino acids. The record is from RefSeq and is a predicted model, not a curated record. Gene Ontology annotation, molecular function: nucleoside diphosphate kinase activity. Lineage: Eukaryota; Metazoa; Chordata; Actinopteri; Cichliformes; Cichlidae. The transcript has 5 exons. Gene Ontology annotation, biological process: GTP biosynthetic process; UTP biosynthetic process; CTP biosynthetic process.
AGUGACAAUGAGGAGAGACGGACAGAGGGAUGACUCGUGAGUUUUUAUUGAUGAGGGUUGACUUCACUCACUAGAGGCUGACAAAGCGCACAUCAGAUCACGGUCAUGUUGCAGCUGCGCGUUUUUAACAGACUUCUCCAACACUUUUAUUGGAGGACUCAAGAAUCCACAAAAAGUCUCUUACCUGGGUUUUCCUCUCAGCUGUGGGCUGGAUACUUAUCUACCUGGCAUAGAAACAAAUCAACUCUUCCAGAUGUGAGUGAGCGGACUCUUAUAGCCGUGAAGCCAGAUGGAGUUCAGCGUCGUCUAGUUGGACAAAUAAUUCAGCGCUUUGAGCAGCGGGGGUUCAAGCUGGUUGGCCUGAAGAUGAUGCAGGUGUCUGAAGAUCUUCUGUCUCAGCACUACUGUGAGCUGAGGGCUAAGCCCUUCUAUCCUAGUCUGUUGCAUUACAUGACUUCAGGCCCUGUGGUGGUCAUGGUAUGGGAGGGACCCAAUGUGGUCCAGACAUCGCGUAAAAUGGUGGGACCCACUAACUCAACUGAGGCCCAAGCAGGCACAGUCAGAGGAGAUUUCAGUGUCCAUGUCAGCAGGAAUGUGGUCCAUGCCAGUGAUUCACUGGAGGGGGCUCAAAGGGAGAUCCAGCUGUGGUUUCAGGGAAAAGAUCUCCUGGACUGGGACAGCUGUGACCAGAAGUGCAUGAUGGAGGACUAAAGAUGUCCAAGGCAGCGAGGAUCAGUAAUAACUACCUCUUUGCCUGCUGCUUAAAGGUCUGUUCUGUCUCCCAUGAGCCAUAUUUUCUCCCUCUAAGCAAUUUACCUCAAUAAGUGCACUAAGAAUCAAAACUGCUGAAACAAAUGUGAGAUUUUAGAACUCAAGCUGCAUUAGCAACUAUGCAGAUAUACAAAUAUAUUGUAGUUGUUGUCAUCUUGGUCUUAGCAUUGGUAUAUUAUUGCUAUACGCCAAUCUGCUACAACUUGGAAAGAAUACUGAAUUGGUUCACUGGACAUGCGUCUUAGGGACCACAAAGGAUCAGUGGCUCCUCAUACAGAGCCUCUGUUUAAAAUAAUAGUUAGCUUUAUGAAUGAAGCAUAAAGCAAAAGAAACAACAACCAAAAGAGACUAAAUAAAGACCAUUAGAUUCAAAAUCUUCACAAGUACUGUUUUAGGUGCAGAACGGCUGUAAAGUCUCUAAACCGCCACAAUGAGAUGCAAAAUUCAUACAAACAGAUGUGAAUUUUGGCUCACAAAGAGACACAAAAUGAUCACUACAAGGUGCAGAUGCAAAAGUGUGAUAAAUAGCCAGAAUUAGAUGCAGUUUUUCAGCCUUUCGGUUUUUGUUUUGGUCCUUUCAGAGGACCCGCCUGCUCUAGCAGGGUAAUGCACCUCCCCACAUUGCAAAAGUAUUUCUGUAAUCCUAUGAAGAACAUGAUAGAGAGUUCAAAGUGUUGAGUUGGCUUCCAAAUUCCUCAGAUCAUAAUCUAAUCAAGCAUCUGUGGGCUGUGCCGGGAAAACAACUCUAACCCACAGAAGUACAACCUUUCAGUUUUAGGGACUUGAAGAAUCUGCUGCUAACAUCUUGGUGCUUGAUGCUACAGGGUCCGGACCUCCACUGAUUGGAGCGAUUAUGGCACAACAAUGGGGCUCGAAUAUUAAACAGAUGGUUUAGAUUUUUGUUGCUGAUUCUUUCUGACUUAAUAGUUUUUAAAACUUACUCUAUGUUACACCAAAAAAACAUAUAUGCAUAUUUUUGUUUUCAUAUUAUGAGAUUUGAUUGGACAAAUAUGUUUUGUUUACACUGUUAAUUUUACACCCCUCCCCCCACAUCUGCCUUAUUGUGUGGUGAUUAUUCUUAUUAACAAAUAUUAUUAUUUAAUGUAUACCUAAUUAAAUUGUUUACUUGACCUCUGUCCUCAACAAAAACCUAAGUGCAAUUUUUAUAUGUGAUUGAAAUUUUAUAAUACAUUUUUGUAACUGAAAACACUGAAUAAUUUUUCUACCUCUGAAGAAAUAAAACAAGAGAACAGUUUAAAAGCAGGUGCACUGCACCACUCUCUGUAAUGCUGACUGACUGCCAUCAGCUACCACUGAAUCGGAGUUUUUAUGUGAAUUUACAUCUGCAGUAUCACUUUUUCUUCAUUAUUUUAAAUCAUAAUGUUUCAGUUGCAGUGCUCCUAACACUACUAAAAUCAUUAAGUGAUUGAGUACAGCGUAUAGCACGAUAUCUCAAUGUUGUACAUUAUGUUUCGGAGCUAUAAGCAAAGAAAGACAGCAUAUAUUUUUUGGCUUGUAUUUAUUGUUAAGUUUCAAAUAUUGUCUGAACAAAUUAUACAAAUAUAUUAACUGUAAAACAAAAAAAAAUGCAUUGCAUGGGAGUAAUAAGAGUAAACUUGUGAG